Molecule: messenger RNA, 298 nt
Organism: Rosa rugosa (rugosa rose)
Lineage: Eukaryota; Viridiplantae; Streptophyta; Magnoliopsida; Rosales; Rosaceae
Product: villin-3-like
Exons: 3
Coding region: 21-293 (90 amino acids)
Molecular function (GO): actin filament binding
Source: RefSeq, a predicted model, not a curated record
UUAAUUGUUAUUUGUUUUGCAUGCAGGAAGAUAGAACAAAUACUAUCUCUCAUAUGAAUGCCAUAGUUGAGUCAAGCAGGGGGAAUCCUGUUGUGGCUCAAAUUAUGGAGAACAAGGAGCCAUCUCAAUUUUUUUCAAUUUUACAGACAUUAAUUGUUUUUAAGGGAGACAGGAGUCAACGAUACAAGAAGUUUGUGGCAGAAAAGGGUAUUGCAGAUGAAACUUAUGAUGAAAGCAAGACAGCUCUUUUUCGUGUUCAAGGGACGAGUCCUAACGACAAGCAGGCCAUCUAAGUUGA